This is a messenger RNA of Asparagus officinalis (garden asparagus), 2942 nucleotides long. RefSeq names its product probable lipoxygenase 6. Lineage: Eukaryota; Viridiplantae; Streptophyta; Magnoliopsida; Asparagales; Asparagaceae. The record is from RefSeq and is a predicted model, not a curated record. Gene Ontology annotation, molecular function: protein binding; metal ion binding; oxidoreductase activity, acting on single donors with incorporation of molecular oxygen, incorporation of two atoms of oxygen. Gene Ontology annotation, biological process: lipid oxidation.
ACAAAGAAGAGAGCAAAGUCACGUGUCUCAAUUAACAACCAGUCUCAACUCUUGAGAGAGAGAGAGAGAGAGAGAGAGAGAGAGAGCAUGGCUUUUUGUAGAGAAAUUAUUGGGCCUUCUUCAUUAGAGAGAUCCUCUCUGCUCCCAAACCCCAAUUCCAUUUUCUUAAGAAAACAGAGCAUGCUCAGUUUCGAGUCCCCUGCUCAGGUUUCAACCAGAAAGAAGAGGGCGGUGAGAUCACCGGCGGUAAUCAGCGAGGAUGUCAUGAAGCUAGUGAUCGGUAAACCGGCGGCGAAGUUUAGCGUGAGAGCGGCGGUGACCGUAAGGAGAAAGAGCAAGGAGGAUCUGAAAGGAGCCAUUGCUAACCAAUUGGAUGCUAUGUCUGAUAAACUUGGGAGAAAUGUUGUGUUGGAGCUCAUUAGUACUGAGAUUAAUCCGAAAACAAGGAGACCAAAGAGAAGCGGAGAAGGCAUGAUCAAAGAUUGGUACGAGAAGAAGAAUCUAAAGAUGGAGAGGGUGGUUUACACUGCAGAGUUCAUGAUCGAUUCUAGCUUCGGAUUGCCAGGGGCCAUUACUGUGAUAAAUAGGCAUCAGAAGGAGUUCUUCUUGGAGAGCAUCGUGGUCGAAGGAUUUCAAACGGGCACUAUUGUGUUCCCCUGUAAUUCAUGGGUUCAAUCCACCAAGGAUCUCCCCACCAAGAGAGUUUUCUUCACAAACAAGCCAUAUUUGCCAUCAGAAACGCCUGCAGGACUAAGAACGCUGCGAGAGCAGGAGCUUCAAGAGCUAAGAGGAGAUGGUAAAGGAAUCAGAAAGCGCUCUGAUAGAAUCUACGACUAUGCAACUUACAAUGACCUGGGAAAUCCAGAUAAAGGAAUGGAGUUUGUGAGACCUACGCUUGGUGGGGAGAAAAUCCCAUAUCCAAGGAGGUGUCGCACUGGUCGUCCUCCUACUGAUACUAACUUACUCUGCGAGAGCCGAAUUGAGAAACCGCAUCCAAUCUACGUGCCAAGGGACGAGGCAUUUGAGGAACUAAAACAAGAUGCGUUCUUAUCGGGAAGGCUAAAAGCGGUGUUGCACAAUCUCAUUCCUUCUCUCGUUGCCUCUAUCUCCGGCGACAACCAUGAUUUUCUCGGUUUCCAUGAUAUCGAUAACCUCUACAAGGAGGGCCUCCUCCUAAAGCUCGGCUUACAGGACCAUCUCCUUCAUAAAAUCCCCAUGGUUCGAAAGAUUCAGGAGUCGAGUCACGGCUUGCUCAGAUAUGACACUCCAAGCAUUCUCUUGAAGGACAAGUUUGCUUGGCUACGAGACGAUGAGUUCGCGCGGCAGGCGGUGGCGGGAAUCAACCCUGUUAGUAUAGAACGGGUCAAGGUAUUUCCACCUGUCAGCAAGCUUGAUCCCACGGUCUAUGGCCCACCAGAGUCUGGCCUCAAAGAGGAGCACAUUGCUGGUCAACUCGAUGGAAUGACAGUCAAACAGGCUAUAGAGGAAGGGAAGCUCUUUAUGCUUGACUACCAUGACAUCUACUUCCCAUUCCUCGACCGGAUCAACGCAAUGGACGGCCGUAAGGCCUAUGGAACUCGAACCAUCUUCUUCUUGACUCAGCUCGGAACCCUGAAACCAGUCGCCAUCGAGCUCAGCCUACCUCCGGCAAAGCCAGGGUUGACUCAAUCUAGUCGAGUGCUGACUCCGCCUUGCGAUGCAACCAGCAACUGGCUCUGGCAAUUGGCCAAGGCCCAUGUUUGUUCCAAUGAUUCCGGAGUACACCAACUUGUCAACCAUUGGUUAAGGACUCAUGCCAUGAUGGAGCCGUUUAUUCUAGCAGCGCAUAGGCAAUUAAGUGCUAUGCAUCCGGUGUACAAACUGCUGGAGCCACACAUGAGGUACACAUUGGAGAUCAAUGCGCUGGCGAGGCAGAGCCUCAUCAACGCAGAGGGAGUGAUCGCUUCUUGCUUUACCCCUGGUCCCUACUGUAUGGAGAUCAGCGCGGCCUUUUAUAAGAACAACUGGCGUUUCGAUCUUGAGGGGCUCCCUUCCGAUCUCAUUCGAAGGGGCAUGGCAGUCGAGGACAGCUCCCAACCCCACGGCCUACGUCUCCUCGUCUCCGACUAUCCCUAUGCAAACGACGGUCUCUAAUCUCUAAUCUGGUCCGCGAUCCGAAAUUACGUCCAAUCCUACGUGGAUACCUACUAUCCAAACCCAACCAGCAUCCAAACCGACACUGAGCUCCAAUCCUGGUACGCCGAGUCCAUCCACGUGGGUCACGCCGACCACCGCCAUGCCUCUUGGUGGCCCCCGCUCACCACUCCGUCCGACCUAGUGCACAUCCUCACCACGCUCAUCUGGCUCGCUUCAGCCCAACAUGCUGCUUUAAAUUUCGGGCAGUACCCAAUUGGAGGUUAUGUCCCAAAUCGACCUCCGUUAAUGCGAAGGCUCGUACCCGAUCCGAUAGAAGACCCGGUUGAGUUUGAACUGUUUAGAUCCGACCCGCAUAAGUUCUUUUUGCUAGCGAUGCCUGGGGUCUUACAGGCGACUAAGUUCAUGGCAGUGGUGGAUACCUUGUCGACCCAUUCGCCGGAUGAGGAGUACUUAGGAGAGAGGCCGCUGCCGGACACCUGGACAGAUGACGAAGUGGCUAUGGAAGGAUACAGGGAGUAUAGGGAGGAGAUAGCUAGGAUUGAGGAGGAGAUACAGAGAAGGAAUUCGGAUCCAGGUUUGAGGAAUCGAUGCGGAGCGGGUAUGAUGCCGUAUGAGUUAUUGGUGCCGAGUUCGGGUCCUGGGGUAACGGGUAAGGGUGUACCCAAUAGUGUGUCGAUAUAGGCUGCAGAUAUUUAUGGUGGUCUAUUUUUGGGCGAUGUAGAAGGUAACUGUGUAAAAUAUAAGUCUAUGAAGAUUGUGAUUACGAGUAACGUUCAUCAGUAUACAUGUUGUUUGUUUAGAAUGAA